This is a messenger RNA of Cetraspora pellucida, 633 nucleotides long. The record is from the annotation of a GenBank genome assembly. NCBI's taxonomy places the organism in Eukaryota, Fungi, Glomeromycota, Glomeromycetes, Diversisporales, Gigasporaceae.
GAUUGGUCUUAUUCACCACCACAUCCUGUUGUAGCAAGAGAUAGUUAUGAAGCUAAGAUUCUUAAGGACAGACUGAAUCUUCCUUCAAAUUACUAUGAGAAUGGAAAUUUUCCAUCAGUUCCACGCCAUGCUCAUGACGUACUUGCAUCAAACCUUGAUGACUCCAAAUCUAAUGGGAUAAUCAAGAAGUUUCUAAAAAUCUUGGUUCUAGAAAUAGGUGAACAAAAUUUUGAUGACGCAGCAUCAAAAUUUUGUUUCACCUUUAUCGAGUGGCAGCAUGUUCUUUGGAUGAGGAUCAACAAAUUGUUCGAGGAUUUGCAGAGAAGAGUGAAAAAUGAUGAGAUUGAUAAGAUUUUUGCUGCAAUGACGGUGAGAGAUGUUCAAAAAGUGUGGCAGCAGUUCCUCAUUAACAUUAAUAUUCCUGCAAUUUGUGAAGACUCUACCAUCGCUAAUAAUUUUAAAAAGUUACUUUCUGAUGUAGUUCACACUCAAGCAAUAUUUUUUAACUUAAAUAAUGACUUGUACACCAUCAAUUUGAAUGUUUUAACUCUUAGUAGUUGGAAUGUUGCAUCAUCAAUUGAUUUAAGUCACUACAACUUUAUGGCUCAAAGAGGUCCCGAAGCUAUUGAAUAG